ACCAGUUCGACCACAAAUUGGCAGAGUACCAUAGGAGGCUGGAUAAACUUCGGGAAGCAGACAACGACGAUCAAGAAAAAUCACAACCCUGAUUAUGAUGACAUCCCACUCACUGAGGAAAGUGAUGAGAUGGACAAGGAAAUUUGUAUGUGUGUCUACAUCAUUGACAUGAUCGGGGAGUGUUAUUCCCCCAAAAAAUCCAACAACCUAAUUAGCAAUGCAUGACUUAAGAUCACCUUUGGUCCCUGGGAGGAUAUGAGGAACCUGAGUUGGGCAUCCGCUUUCCUAGCUUAUAUCUACAACUCCUUGUGUAGUACAACUCUGAAAGUGGAGAAGGAUACUGGUGUCGCGAUGUUCAUCGUUCAAUUUUGGGCUUGGGAUCAUCUGCCAUGGAUGUCGCCGUACGAGUGUCCCGACAAGAAAUGGGGAUUCGACCAUCACUAAGACACGAAGCUUAUGGUUGUAGGUGGAUUGGAGCCACAACAUGCGACAAUCAGUCCAACCACAAAUUGGCAGAGUAUCAUAUGAGCUCAUAUUCGAUACGUACCCUUCCCACGUCGUGGGGUGGCACGUGAGGCAAUUCCCGUUGCAUCGCCAACAAUGGUGCACGAGAGUCUCAUAUUGUGUAGUGGCACGUGCCAGAUCGAUGCUUACGACAAUAUGUCGUGAGCAAUGCUUACCCUUAGAGCCUCUCGAAAGCCAUAAGUCCUUUCACGGAAAAGAUGGUCGACAAGGUACUCGUGAUGAGCUCAUCAAGUUGAGGGACUUCAUCGACCGGUGGAACAAUAGACAAGAUGAAGACAUUGCGACUACUCGAGCUGCGGAACCAAUGGGGUAUCAUGACCCAUACAUGGACCAAUACCGAAAACAAUCAGUGCGGUGCAUAACUUUGAAAAUGGAACAACGUCGUGGCCCUCACGAUGGUCUUCCAUAUUGA
Molecule: messenger RNA, 937 nt
Organism: Linum tenue
Lineage: Eukaryota; Viridiplantae; Streptophyta; Magnoliopsida; Malpighiales; Linaceae
Source: the annotation of a GenBank genome assembly